Molecule: messenger RNA, 3950 nt
Organism: Siniperca chuatsi (mandarin fish)
Lineage: Eukaryota; Metazoa; Chordata; Actinopteri; Centrarchiformes; Sinipercidae
Gene: arhgap17b
Product: Rho GTPase activating protein 17b
Exons: 20
Coding region: 363-2807 (814 amino acids)
Biological process (GO): regulation of Rac protein signal transduction; signal transduction; regulation of actin cytoskeleton organization
Cellular component (GO): cytoplasm; intracellular anatomical structure; cytosol
Molecular function (GO): protein binding; GTPase activator activity
Source: RefSeq, a predicted model, not a curated record
UUUUCUUUCUUGCAAAGGUAUCACAUGUCACAAUUGGGCCGUGCAGCGUACAGCAGGGAAGUAAAACCACUUCCUUCUACCACACUGGCUGUUGCACACAAACCAGUUUAGUUUAGUCUGACAUUGGGGGCGAUGAGGAUCCAGAAGCUCGUCAGGGGCUUUUUCAACUGACCUUUACUUUCUGGCGUUUACUAACGACGGCCAGUGUCACCGAGUUUAACCAGGAAAGUGUUGUAGCGCUCUCUUUCUGCUACAAUGGCUGCGACGUAGCGCAACUUUUGGAUCCACGGUGGAUGAACACAGCGCUCUGAGGUGCAGCUAACUUUUACAGACUCGCAGGAGACGUAGAGAGGAGGAAAAACAUGAAGAAGCAGUUUAAUCGCAUGAAGCAGCUCGCCAACCAGACGGUUGGAAGGGCUGAGAAAACAGAGGUGCUGAGUGAUGACCUCUUACAGAUCGAGAGGCGGAUGGAGUUGGUGCGUUUGGUGUCGCACAACACACACAAGAGGCUGGUUUCCUGUCUGCAGGGUCAACUGGGCACAGACACAGAGAAGAGACAUAAAAAGCUGCCCCUGACGACGCUGUCCCAGGCCAUGCAGGAGGGAGGUGGUCAGCUGGGAGACGAGAGUCUGAUUGGCAAGAUGAUGGAUGUGUGUGGGGAGGCAGAGAGCAGGUUAGCGACUGAACUGAUGCAGCAUGAAGUCCAGAUUGAGAGAGACAUCCUGGAUCCUCUCAACCAGCUGGCAGAGGUGGAGAUUCCCAAUAUACUUAAACAGAGGAAACAACUCGCCAAGCUGGUUCUGGACUAUGACUCUGCCAAGACGAGGUGGUACCAGGCAGCAAAGUCCAACAACCAGGCCAUGGUAGCUAAGGCCGAUUCUCUCAAAGACGAGAUGGACGAGGCUCUCAACAAAGUAGAAAUAUGCAAGGACCAGCUCUCUGCAGACCUGUACAACUUUGCUUCUAAAGAGGGAGAUUAUGCACGCUAUUAUGUCAUGUUAUUAGAGGCCCAGGCAGACUACCACAGGAGGUCUCUGGCAGCUCUGGAGGCAGCUAUACCGACUAUCCAAAUACAGCAAGACUCCUGGAUGGAGAAGCCGGCGUUCGGUACGGCUCUGGAGGAGCACCUGAAGAGAAGUAACCGUGAGAUCGCUCUGCCCAUCGAGGCCUGCGUCAUGAUGCUGCUGGAGACCGGCAUGAAGGAGGAGGGUCUCUUCAGAAUAGCCGCUGGAGCAUCAAAACUGAAGAAGCUAAAAGCAGCGCUGGACUGCUCCACCUCGCAGCUCGAGGAGUUCUACUCUGAUCCCCAUGCCGUCGCUGGAGCCCUGAAGUCAUACCUCAGGGAACUUCCUGAACCUCUAAUGACUUUUGGCCUGUACGACGAGUGGACACAGGCCUCCAAUGUGUCUGACCCUGACAAGAGGCUUCAGGCCUUGUGGGUGACAUGUGACCGUUUGCCAAAAACUCACAAGGCAAACCUCAGGUAUCUGGUGAAGUUUCUGGCUAAACUGGCUCAGGACAGCGAGGUUAAUAAGAUGACUCCCAGCAACAUCGCUAUAGUCCUGGGGCCCAACCUGCUCUGGGCAAAGACCGAGGGGACGCUGGCAGAGAUGGCAGCAGCUACAUCUGUCCACGUGGUCGCCAUCAUUGAGCCCAUUAUCCAGCACGCUGAUUGGUUCUUCCCUGAAGAGGUGGACUUCAACGUGUCGGGCAUGUUUGCGUUGCCCACCCACCCAGCCACCCCAGACCUCGAAACCGGCCUGGAUAGGAAACGCCCUGGUAGCCUGGUGGGGCAGGACGGGGACAGUCACACCCCCCGUAAAGACAGCACUGUUAACAAACAGCCGGAGCCUGCUCAACGUAGAGCCAGCACUGUAAAUAGAAAGCAGCCACAGCUAACCUCACCCACCUUCCAACCCCCACUGCCUCCUCUGGAAGCCUGGGGUCCUGCCCAGCCCGAGCCCCAGCCCCAGGUUCCGUCCCCAGCUACAGAGGUUGAGCAGCCUGGCCUGAGUGGUGCUGGUAGUGGUGGUGGUGUUGUUGGUGGUGGUCUGGGUGGUGGGGUCCAGGUAGCCACAGUGCAACCUCAGGUUGUAACCCAGCUCAGCGCAGAGGAGAGAAGCCCAGCCCGUGAGCUCAUGUCCACCCCCCCUCCCCAGAGGAAUGGUUCACUCAAUCUUACAGUAGGAACCCCCCACUCUCAGGGUGGAUCCAGGGGGCCUAGUCCACACAUGGUUCGCAGAGGCACCAAGAAGCAGGCCCCAGCCCCGCCCAAACAGGCCAGCCCAUUUUCCUCCCAUCCCAGUACCACCCAGAUGCUCAGCUCCCCUCAUCACCCACCCAUAACCCCCAGACGCCAGCCCAGCAAAGAUGGCCCAAUCCAGGCCCCGAGCCACCCGCCCCCGCAGCCUCCUCCAGCCCAUCAUGCCCAGGGGGAGUCGGAGCCCUCUCCCCCCAGCACUCCCACCCCUCCUGACACUCCGCCUCAUGAUGGAUUGCACUCCAACCCCCUGUCUUUCUACCACUCUGGAUCUCUCCCUCGCCCCUCCAGGCCAGCUCCCAGGCCACGGCCCCGACCCAGCAUGCCGCCACCUCCACAACCUGCAGCAAAUGACAACGGUAAUGAAAUUUGCAGCUCUGCCUCCAAGAUCAUAACAGAUGGAGGCCUGGUCCUAAAGGGGAUUGGUCGAGCCCUCAUCCCUGAGGUGAUUGUGGACCAACAAGGGGAGAGCUCUGCUGGUCAAGAGCCUGCCGCCGCCACCACCACCCUAGACCCUCAAAUCCAGACAGAGAGCACAGUUCUGUGAAAAAAGAGGGAUCAUCGAAAUCCUCCUUCACUCAGCUGGUCCACGUAAAAGAUUUGAAUGUUUAGAAUCAAAUAUCAGACAGGUAACUCAAACACAUUGGUUCACUCCAGCUCUUCACAUGAUGCCAGACUGCUUUCUGGGGGAAAAAUGGCUGACUUUUCUCCUGUUUUGCUGAGACUCAAACCAGAAACCUCAUCUUACAGUGGUGGUAUAAACCACAAAACUCCAGUCCAGCUAUUAGACUUCAUAUCAAACUCCCUUUGUUAUAUAUACUGCUGGGUAUUUUAAGACUGGACUGCAGAGCCUUUCUAGACUCAAGUAUAUAACCUGAACACACAGCAGCUGAACUCAAAGAGUGCUAAGCUUUCACGUCUCCUGCUUCUUUUUAAAAUGUUACUAUCGAUACUAUAGGUUCAAUGCUAUGAAUGUUUCCAGUGGCAGGAAUCUGUGAAUCUGUUUUUAGCAUCAGGUCUUACAACAUAUAACUAAUAUUUUUUUAUUUGGCAGCACAGUUGUGUGGAGAUAUUUGAGUGUUAGCCAGACACUGAUGGUCUAUUUAUCGUGAAACAGAAUCACAUUCUGGAAUUUUCCAAUUUCAACUGGCUAAAUGUGACGUUUAGCUUAGAAGGGCUUUUCAAUAACUAUCACACACGUCAGCACUGCACUGUACACACUAGUGUAAAGGACCAAAGAAAAUUUUAUUAAUAUUUAGAGCUGCUCGGCUUCUAUUAUGGUUGCUAAUGACCAAAUAUUUUGGCAAGAGUGCAAUAUAAAAUGCAGUUGUCUUCCAGUAGUGUCCUCUCCACAGCACAUAUGCUGUAACUUUUGGUAUUUCAGGCAGUUUUCCCUCUAGAAUUUUAUUUGAUUUCACCUGACCUGAGCUCAAAGAUUAGCUUUUAUCAUUGAAAGGGAUUUUUCUAACAUUGAUUGUGAUAAAUGUAUUUUCUAUACAUAGCUUGUAACUGAUCACUCCCACUCAGCUAUGAACCAAAUAAUGAAAUUCUUCUUUGUGUAUAAUUUUUACUAUGGCUGAAAAUCUUUACCUUGUUUUUUUUUUUUUUCUUAUGAUUUUUAUGUUUGCUUUUCUGAACAUGCAUCAUACAAUGCAUCAUUACUCUUAAUUAAAUAUUGCUGAACAUUUUA